CUCUGUUUCCCUUCAUGUGUGUUACUAAUUUCCAGUGUGUGUGUGUGUGUGUGUCAUUUGUGUGUCUUCAAUUCCUGGAAUGGUGGGUAUCAAUGAGCUGUUUUAUUGUGAAGAUAGCAUUAAGGUUAACACACUGUAAAUAUUGGUAGUAGAUAAGGCUUGCAGAUCAAGGUAAUUAACCUACAUUUGUUUGAAUGGAAUGAAACUUACUAAAGGAUUUUUCUGAUUUAACAUCCUGUCCAAACCACUGUCCAAAAUUAUACCGUCAAAGUUAUUUUGUGGUCACAGCUUCAAUAGGCUGUAGACUUUUUUUUUUUUUUGUGUGUCCAGAUAUUUAUGACUCUUGACUUCGCUUGAAGUAUUUCCAGGUCACAACCUGAGUCCACUGCCCGUGUGUGUCUUGUUGUGGUGAUUAAGACUUGUGCUAAUCCUUCCUGAAGGGCACUAAGCCUGAGAAGUACGCACAUUGUCACUGACCCUGCUGAAAAUAACCCGCACAGGGAGCCAGUCAAAUGCAGGUGCACGCACACCAGCAGCAGUUUGGACUUCUUUUCGGUAACUCGGGGUGAAGACAGAAGUGAGGUCACAAUUGUAAUUCUCGAUCUCCUCACGCACCGUAACCAACGCUAGCAGUGAAUUAUUUGCACUCGCACACAUGCACACGCGCACAAGAGCUGUCUGUAAACACCGUUACUCUGUGCCAGCUCUGUUCCCUCACACCUUUUUAUUUAUUAUCUCAAAUUAGCGUCUUCUUACUUUAUAAAAGAACAAAUUACUGACACAUUUUCUGUUAAGUGCUGCAAAAUUGUAAAAUCCAUUGGACUGGGUUUUGACUCCAGCUUUUCCUCUGGAGGUGACCUUUUGGAGGAUUUUGAACUGAAUAGUUUGACAAAAGAAAUAAUAAUCAAAGCUUGGAGGUAUGAUUAUUCAUUUUCAUUUGGCAUGAGACUAUGCAAUCUUUAGCGAGGAAGUAUUCAGAGUAGUUAAACUGUAGAUGGUGUUAAAACUCUGCCAUGUAUGUACAGUGUAUGAACAGUAUGUAGAAGCAUGACUAUGCCUUGUACCUAUUAGAUUGUAAACAGAUCAGCUCUGAUACAAGUCUCAGGAUGUGGGACCUGUGUGUUUUUCAGUUUUCAUGUGUUGCUGAAAUCAUUUUCUUUUUAAAACUUUUUGUUUGGUGCUUUUUAUGCAUUUAACACUUUGCAAACACAAGCUUAUUUAACCUGAGUUGAGUUUGCUCUAUUUUCUUGACCAAGUAGUUUCUGGUGACAGGGAAAUUCAAAUUCUUUGAGACAGUUGAAUUAGUAAGUGGAGGUUGUUCUCUAAAUUCCAACAAGGGGCCAGAUGAGUAAAUCGUUCUUUAAUUGUGCAUCUAAAACAAAGAUGACCACGCGGUUGUUUCCGAAGUUGCUUCCACUAAAGUUAAUUUUUAACUGAACUGCUACAAGUUACCUUUCUGUCGUGCUGCAGAAUCUAUUCUGGUGGAGCAAGAGAUUAAUGAAUAAUCCAUUGAAGGACUAAUAACCUUGUGAAGCCCUUUUGUCUUGUAGUGUCUCACUAAACAUAUAUUGGUCGUAUUAAUGCACUCAGGGACUUGACCGGAAGACGAUACUGUGUCAAAUGGUCCCUCUCGUCCCCGCAGGCAGUCAGACACAAACAGUUGUCCACUUUUAAUAUUUGGGACACAAAGGAGAAUUAUUACUCUCUGUAUUGUAAGUGCUGCAGCAUAAAUACGCACUAUAAUUGAGAAAAAGUCAGCUUGAGGAAACAUUGGGCCUCGACUCCGAGCGUUUCUUACCAGCAUUAAAAACUCUCCACAUCUGUGUAUAACCCAAACAUCUGGUUUGUCCUGGCAGCAUUUUGAUCUGCUCUGUAACUAAAGGUGUUUAGAAGGCAACUGUUGCUUCUCCCUGUGAUUUACUUUGUUUUGCUUUAGUUCCGUUGCUGUCAACGACUCAACUUUCUGUUUCUGUAAAUCUGAAAUUACAAAAUCCUCCGUCCAGGUUUCACAGCCGAUCAGCCAGUUGUCAAACAAAUGAGGAAGGACAUUCUUGUAAAUGAUAAACUUCACAAAAGUGAUCACAGAGAGCAGUUAAUAAGUUGGCUGCUUAAAUGGCUCCUUUAAGAAAAUACCCUUUUUUUUAUAUAUAUUACAGCCAAAGUUUCAUUUUGAUGUACUUUUAAAGGUUGCAUCAUAGUGUCAUAUGACCAAUGCAGCUUCCCUCAGAUCUACAUAACAAUUUAGUGUUGCUUUAAGCACAUUUAGGAUCUUCUGCCCCCAUCUUUACUGUUGUACUUCGCUCUCUUGAUUCUCAUCAACUACGUUUUUUUAUCCGGCACCAAAGAACCUUUAUGCGCUACAGCACCAAACAGCAGCAAGACAGAGUUAGUGACUAACUGAGGACACAGUCGAGCAUUAAGCAGCUGAAAAUCCAGAUAUUUCAGGCCAAAGAAAAGUCACUAAACAUUCUUAACACUCUUCCUACUAAACAUUAAUGUUACUUUCUAGGUCCUCCACCCUUAGUUCCUAUUCUAUACACGUUUUUCUGUAACAUAGACAAGUGGCAGCAUGUGGAGAAGUGUAUGUUCAGGUAAUUUUUACUAAUCACAUAUAGUAAACAUUUGAGCAGCAUGAAUCGCACCCAGAACAGAUCUUAAGAUGUGUGUCUGUGUCCACAUCCGCUCAUCACUGUCAAUGUGUUAUUAUUAUUAUUAUUAUUAUUAUAAUGUUUCUUUAUUGAAGCACAAAUGUGAAGCUAUUGGUCAGGUUGCCUCAUGUUGACCUCGGUGGGAAUGGGAUGGUUGCCCCAAACUGUUGUUACAUGGUGCUUGAAGGCUACAUGUUGUUGCUGUUUUUUGUAUGUUGUUGCAUAUUUUCCAGACUUAGGAACUGUGGGAAAUAAUGACUGCUGCUGCAGGUCAAAUGACGUUGCAAAGUGAAGGCAACGCAGAAAAGUUUGACUAUGUCAUGAACUUUCUGAAAAAGAUGGCAGGAAAUGAAUAUGUGGGUUUCAGCAAUGCCACAUUCCAGUCAGAGCGUGAGUCAGGAGACAGGAACUUCGCCAUUGGCUACUACCUGAAAGAAAAAAAGUGUUUCCCAGAGGGGGUUGACAUGACCACUGUACUGGACCUGUACUUCCAACUGUGUUCCAUUGAGGUGACCUGUGAGAGCGCCAGCGUCAUGGCAGCCACCCUGGCUAACGGUGGCAUCUGCCCAAUCACAGGAGAGCGUGUCCUGAGCCCCGAGGCAGUGAGGAACACCCUGAGUCUGAUGCACUCCUGCGGCAUGUACGACUUCUCUGGGCAGUUUGCAUUCCAUGUCGGUCUGCCUGCCAAGUCUGGAGUAUCAGGGGGGAUCCUGCUGGUCGUGCCCAACGUCAUGGGCAUUAUGUGCUGGUCGCCUCCACUAGACAAGCUGGGCAACUCAGUCAGAGGAAUACAGUUCUGCACGGACCUUGUGGAGCUUUUCAACUUCCACAACUACGACAACCUGAGACACUGUGCCAAGAAGCACGACCCUCGCAGAGAAGGAGGGGACCUGCAGGUCAAGUCUGUGAUCAACCUGCUGUUCGCUGCCUACACUGGAGACGUGUCUGCCCUGAGGAGGUUUGCACUGUCAGCUAUGGACAUGGAGCAGAGGGACUACGACUCGAGGACGGCCCUCCAUGUGGCAUCAGCUGAAGGGCACACAGAGGUGGUCCGCUUCCUGCUGGAGGCUUGUAAAGUGAACCCAGUUCCCAUCGACCGAUGGGGCAACACACCAAUGGACGAGGCCGUGCACUUCGGCCACCAUGACGUCGUGACCAUCCUGAAGGACAACUACGACAGAUACUGCCCCCCCGCUGGGGCCGAUGAGAAGGCGAGCGUGGAGAAGAGCCUGGACAGUUUGCUGUAGGCCGGCCGCACACUUCUGCAACACGCCAGGCUUUCACAGUUCUCCUCCGUGCUCUUCUGGAGUAACUUCGUUCACCAGCGCUCAGACAUUUGCAAAUGUGAGGUGACUUGUUGCCGUGUCUCGCCUGUUGUGCUUUGCUUUCCGGGACCUCUGUCAAAAUGUGACGUGUGUUGUUUGUGUGAGUGAGCGUCUGAUCAAUACACUUGAGACCAAUAAUACAAUAUCUAAAUAUCAGUGUUUACGGCAUAAUGCUCACGUAAUCUGUCACACUGUAAAACACAUUUGUUAGUUUAGUUACAGUAAAGCUCUGUUUAUACUGGUUAUAUAAUGGUAAUAUAUAGUUUUGUGAGCCAGUGAGGUGUUUGGAAGUUAUGCUCUAGAUUGUAUGACGUGUCUCUGUUUGUGUAAAGAUGUAAAAAGUACCAGGCAUCAUACUACUCCUGCAGUUAUGUUCCCGUUUGAUCUCCUUGUACAUGUUGUUCUCCUGACGGCUGCGAGGACAGCAGCAGCUUUUACGAAGCUUCACUUCUGAUUUGAAGUCACAAAGAUUAUAUUCUGAAUGUAGGACACACUAGCAAUAGGAGCAGUGUGUAUUUAUUUCACAAAAAAAACUUUGUGUAAAAUUCAAUUUAGAUGUAAGAGAGUGUUAUUUGUUGCACUUGAGAUAAAGGCACAGUGGUUUCUCUAUUUUUUCUACAUAUUAUGUGUAUAUGUUCAGAUGUGUGUGUAAGUGACAAAUUGCAUACAUAAGCACAAUCGAACACAUGGUUAAAUUAAAAAAUAUUACAAUUAAAAUGAAACCAAUAGUAUUUUUUUAAGUAUUGAGCUAAUUGUAUGAUGUCACGAUUACGAUGGAUCAAAGUGAAGUAAACUGAUUAAUCCCUCGCUCCCGAUUCAAAUGUCUGUUGGACGUCGGCGUCAUGUGACAGAACAGAGACGCCACCAGUUGUCAAUAGUCAAAUAAUUCCUACUUUCUUUUCUGACAGCACACACAGACCCUGGACAUGCGUCUUACUGGGCUUUCCUUGACUGACUUUUAGAGCCAGGCUGAUUAUAUAUCAUGUUUUUUUUCCAGAAAUUUCCACAUUAGCGAGUCUGAUUCAUCCUCUGGGGACCAUGCAAUCCUUUUAGUAGCUGUAGAUGUUUAAGGACUGACCUAUGUUGCCAUAGAGCCGUGCAGCUAGCGUCACUAAAAUUGAAACAAUAAAAAUGUCUUAUGACUGA
Molecule: messenger RNA, 5119 nt
Organism: Hippoglossus stenolepis (Pacific halibut)
Lineage: Eukaryota; Metazoa; Chordata; Actinopteri; Pleuronectiformes; Pleuronectidae
Gene: glsb
Product: glutaminase b
Exons: 12
Coding region: 2903-3895 (330 amino acids)
Biological process (GO): L-glutamine catabolic process
Molecular function (GO): glutaminase activity; protein binding
Source: RefSeq, a predicted model, not a curated record